AUGGUUAGUUGCGAACCGUUUCAUUCAUACAAGGUUCCAUUAAAAAAUAAUGGACAAUCUGUUAUCGAACAUAAUCUUGUUACAAUAUAUUUAAGCUUAGAAUGGCCUAAUAAUAUUAAUGAUAAUCCAAAUCUUAUCAUACAUAUUUUUGAUAAAAAAACAUCUGCAAAAACAUGUAAAAUUGAACCAUCAAUGUCAUAUAGUCAACAAAAUCAAUCAUCAGUAUUUGUCAAUUCUAUCAAUCAUCAACAACAACAACAGCAGCAGCAGCAGCAACAACAACAGCAACAGCAACAACAACAAAAUUUUGGAUCCACAUAUCCACAACAAUAUAAUCAUCAUUCAUCAGUUAUUAAUAAUGAGCCACCAACGACAACAGGAACACUUACAACAGGCGAUCAUAAUGAUGUAUCAUCAACAACAACUACAGUAGUAUUUAAUGGUAUACAACCACCACCAUUAUCAUCAAUAUCUCAUACACCAAUUCAACAAAUUAAAAAUGAAGUUCAAACACAAUUAUCACCAGUUUAUCGACGUCAACAAACACCUAAUUCACCAUCAACAUGCUCAUCAACAAAUCAACAAUAUUUAUCAUCCCAACAUGUCAUUCAAACACCAUCGUCUAAUAUUGAUACUCAAUCAAAUAUACAAAUGUCACCAAUAUCAAAAACUAUUAGUCCAACAUCAUCAACUUCUAUUCCAACAAAACAAGCAAUGACUCAUGUGAUCGAUUUACAACAGUCUCCAGGUAUUGCUCCAUAUCCAUUGUCAACGUCAUCAACGUCCUCGACAUUCAAGGCUAUUACUUGCACUUGCUUAAAACCGCAUAUUGCUCAUGAACAUAAUUGUCCUGCAUUAACAUUAAUGAAACAACAAUCAAAUGCUAAUUUAAAUUCUCAAACAAUUGUUUGUCGACCACCAAUUAAUCGUACAAUAGCUCAACGAGCUGCUGUUGCUUCACAAAUUCGUACGAAUCGUGCUAUUUCAAUGGCCCCUACAAAAGAUCAAGGACAAACAUCAUCAACAACAUUAUUACAAUUUUCAAUUUCAAAUCCAAAAACAUCCGAUUCAUCACCAAAUAUAGCAACAAUUGUUUCUCAACAACAAUCAAAUUUUCCAACAAUAAAAAAACCAAUUAUGCGACAACGUAGUAUUGGUUCAACAAAUUCUCGUCAAAAAAAAAGACGUCUUAUUAAACAAAUUAGUUUACCAAAUGGAGCAAAUCAAGAUCAAUCAUCAUUUUAUAAUCAAUUUAAUUUAAAUGAUUCCAAACAAGAACAGUCGACAUAUAUGAUUAAAGAAGAAAAUAUAUCAGCAUCAAAUUCACCAGUAAAAUUAGUUUCACCAUUUUCUAUUCAAACAACAGUAAGCAAUUCAGAAAUCGAUCAAACAAUAGAUGAUGUUAUUAAUGGUAAAGGAGAUAUAAGAAUUGAUGAUUCAGCAUUUAUACAAACAAAACGGCAACAAUUACCAUCAUCUCAACUUGUUUGGGUACAAAAUGGAACAGUAACAACAAAAACGUGGUUAUCACCACUUUAUCAAAAACAACAACAGCAACAACAACAACAACAACAACAGCAACAACAACAGCAAUCAACGUAUGAUUCAAUUGGAUCGGCUUUAACUCAUCAAGAUGUUGUGAAUAUUGCGCAACAAGUAGUUUUUCCAACGACUACAGAACAAAAUCAAAUUCAUACAGAAUUACAACCUACAAUAACGAAUAAUAGUAAAAAACGAAAUCGAUUGAAAUCGACAAAUAAUAUAACUCCAAAACGUAAUCGUAAUCGUAAAGGUAUUCUUGAUAGACCACAUUCAACAGGUACUGCAUCUUCCGAACAUGAAACUACAGAAAAAUCAACGGCUAACUCACCUAUAACACCUACACUUAAUUUAAUUAAUAAGCCAAUAUCAUGGUCAAAUAUUCCAACAUCAUCCUCAUUAGGAUCCGUAACAACUAGAACUAAUACUCCUAUAUUAAAUUCAAAUCAAGAUUUAUUAUCGUUUGAUAAGAAUGAUUCAUGGCAAACGCAAUGUAUUGAGAAUGUUGAUGCUAUUCUAGAUGAAUUUCAACUUGUUUCUAUUGAUGAACAACGAAUUAAUUCCAAUCAUCAUUUUGAUUUUGAUUUAAGUACUGAUGGUUUUCCAUCAAAAGGAACUGAUCAAUUUUGUUCAUCAACACCACCACCACCAUUAACAAUUGAUAAUCAAAGAUAUUCAUUAUUAACAACUGAUAAAUUAAUUAAUUCAUCAAUAACAAAUUCUCGAUUAGUCACUGGUAAUGUUGAUGUUUAUGAACAUUUUCUUAAUCCUCAUUCAUCAUCAAUUUGGCAAGAAAAUCAAGUAACAUCAUCUGUAUCAACACCACCAGAUUUUCAAAUUAAUAAUUUUUCUAUACAGCAACAACAGCAACAACAACAACAACAACAUCAACUACAAGCCCAACAACAGUAUUAUUCUUCUCAAACACCUGAAGAACAUUUUGAUUCGUCUAAUUUACAAUCACAAGUAAGAUUGUUAUUCGAUGUGCAAUCUUAA
Messenger RNA from Rotaria sp. Silwood2, 2535 nucleotides. The record is from the annotation of a GenBank genome assembly. NCBI's taxonomy places the organism in Eukaryota, Metazoa, Rotifera, Eurotatoria, Philodinida, Philodinidae.